Messenger RNA from Sclerotinia sclerotiorum 1980 UF-70, 297 nucleotides. RefSeq lists its product with no specific name. Lineage: Eukaryota; Fungi; Ascomycota; Leotiomycetes; Helotiales; Sclerotiniaceae. The coding region runs from base 1 to 297 and encodes 98 amino acids. The transcript has 3 exons. The record is from RefSeq and is a predicted model, not a curated record.
AUGAAGCGAAGUAAAAAUAAGGAGAAGAGAAUGAAGGAAGGAGUUACAUUGGACAUGUUUGGCGGAAGAAGAAAGUGGUCUGUCAGGGUCACGUGCCACAAAGACACCGCCGAGCUGCUCAAAUUAGAGUGGAGUCAUGACCGCGUGGGGAUGUCCGCCGGACAAUGUCGCACCGGAACUUGUUACAAUCAAUGCUGCGGUGUUAUGUACCUGAAAUACGGACGUUGCUUAUGCGAGGUACCACCUGGCUUGAACAAUAGGACAGACCGUCUCAUUUCGUAUCCGUAUAAGCGUUGA